AUGGACACAGUCAGCACACCUGGUUCAGAUGAUUAUAGAGAUUCGUUUAGUUCCAUCAACGAAAGACCAGUCGAUGAUAUAUCACUGGAAUUUUUCUACAAACCACACACUAUUACGUUAUUAGCGGUUUCCAUAGCUGCCGUUAUUCAUACAGCUUUUGUCAGAGAUGAGCUCAACAUCCAAGAUAAUAUAUGGUCUGGUAUCUGUUGCGUUGUUUUCUUCUUUUUAAUCAUAUCGGUACUUACUUUCCCUAAUGGCCCCUUUACUAGACCUCACCCUGCUGUAUGGAGGAUUGUGUUUGGCAUGUCAGUCUUGUAUUUAUUGGCAUUGCUAUUUCUCUUAUUUCAAAAUUACUCUACUGUAUAUGAUAUAAUGUAUUGGAUUGACCCAGAGUUGCGCAACUUUCAUAUAGAUAUGGAAAAGGAGUAUGCAGUUAAUUGUAAUGACCUAAGUAUAAUAUGGUCCAGAUUGGAUGUUUAUGCCUGGGGCCAUUUCUUAGGAUGGAUGUUUAAAGCUAUUCUUUUUAGGCACGCUGGUCUUUUGUGGGCUAUAUCAAUAAUGUGGGAAAUAACUGAAAUAGCCUUUGCUCAUUUAUUGCCAAAUUUUUUGGAGUGUUGGUGGGAUUCAAUUAUUUUAGAUGUUUUAUUAUGUAAUGGAUUUGGGAUAUGGUGUGGUCUAAAGAUAUGUAAAGCUUUAGAAAUGAGGGAAUAUAAAUGGGUCAGUAUAAGGGACAUCUCAUCUACAACGGGUAAAAUCAAAAGGGCCAUUCUUCAAUUUACCCCAGUUCAGUGGACUCCUGUCCGAUGGCUGGACCCAAACUGUACUUAUAUGAGAUUCUUUGCUCUCAGCCAACUUGUUGUAUUCUGGCAGAUAUCAGAACUAAACACAUUUUUCUUAAAACAUAUAUUUGAAAUGCCGCCUUCCCAUCCUCUAGUUAUUGCUCGCCUAGUUCUGAUUGGAGUAAUUGUGGCUCCUUCUAUUAGACAAUAUUAUACAUAUAUAACUGAUCCAAACUGCAAAAGAGUUGGAACCCAGUGCUGGGUUUAUGGUGCAAUUAUGGUGACAGAGUCGAUGCUGUGCAUAAAGAAUGGGAAGGAGCUUUUUGGACAAACACAUGUGUCUAAUGUCGUAGUAUGGCUAGUCAUACAAAUUCUAGUCUCAGUAGCAUGUGUCUAUGGUGUUGUCUUGUAUGAUGGAUAUUUUAAGGUAAUAGUUAAUAAGGUUUUAAAGCCUAAAAGUUUAAGUACGAGCAGUGCAAAAAAAGAUAACUGA
This is a messenger RNA of Pieris macdunnoughi, 1272 nucleotides long. NCBI's taxonomy places the organism in Eukaryota, Metazoa, Arthropoda, Insecta, Lepidoptera, Pieridae. The record is from the annotation of a GenBank genome assembly.